This is a messenger RNA of Indicator indicator, 3754 nucleotides long. RefSeq names its product DnaJ heat shock protein family (Hsp40) member B9 (gene DNAJB9). The record is from RefSeq and is a predicted model, not a curated record. The transcript has 2 exons. Bases 1 to 648 code for a protein of 215 amino acids. Gene Ontology annotation, cellular component: endoplasmic reticulum. Gene Ontology annotation, molecular function: misfolded protein binding; protein-folding chaperone binding. Lineage: Eukaryota; Metazoa; Chordata; Aves; Piciformes; Indicatoridae.
AUGGCGACGACACAAUCAGUCUUCACAUUUGCUCUCUGCAUUUUAAUGAUAACUGAAUUAAUAUUGGCUACAGAGAGCUAUUAUGAUAUUUUAGGAGUUCCAAAAAAUGCAUCUGACCGCCAGAUCAAGAAAGCAUUUCACAAGCUGGCUAUGAAAUACCACCCAGACAAAAAUAAGAGUCCUGGUGCAGAAGCAAAAUUUAGAGAAAUUGCAGAAGCAUAUGAAACAUUAUCAGAUGAGAAUAAACGAAGAGAAUAUGAUCAGUUUGGCCGUCAUGGAGGACAAGAAAAUAAUGGAAGCCCAUUCCAUCAGUCGUUUAAUUUCAACUUUGAUGAUCUGUUCAAAGACUUUGAUCUCUUUAGUCAAAAGUCACGAUCCAAAAAGCACUUUGAAAAUCACUUCCGAAGUCAUCGGGAAGCUCACAGUCGGCAAAGACGCUCUUUCCAAGAGUUCUCCUUUGGAGGUGGACUGUUUGAUGAUGUCUUUGAAAAUAUGGAAAAGAUGUUUUCUUUUAGUGACUUUGAAAAUGCACACCGACACGCGGUGCGAACUGAUACCCGGUUUCAUGGAUCCAGCAAGCACUGUAGGACUGUCACUCAGAGACGAGGAAACAUGGUGACCACCUAUACAGACUGUUCUGGACAAUAAUGUUUCUUUUCAUCUCUUUCCUUCUUUCAACGUCUUCAUAAUCUUUCUUGGUUUUGUGCUAACAUGGAAAAAAUUCUUUGAACUGUUUGUUCUAAAAAACACUUAACUGCUUUGAAGAAACUUUAGAUGGAACUAAUCUUCAGAAUAGAAACACACAUUUGGAAAGUAGACAGCAGCUUACAGUGGGAGAGAAAUAAUUUCAUGUGACAGAAGAAGUUGUAUGUAGUUCAGUUUAGUAAACACUUCCCAUAAAUUUGAACUUCAACACAAGAUAUAUAUUUUAAAUCUCAGAAAUGUAACAUAGUUUUUCUCAUGUAUGCAAAUUCAGGACUGUUUGAGUUACUGGUGCAUGGAUUGCAGCAGAGGAGAUACUUUAAUUUUGAAGUGCUGCUUUUUUUAUUAUGUCUUUCGAAGUUCUAACUUGCAGUUUUUACCUGAUGUGGCAGUAGAGAUGAGUUAUUUGGGUCUUUGUUACUCUUUCCAGCAUUGCAAAUGUAUUGAUAAUAAAACACUUUCUGAAGCUGGAAAAUAACAAGAGGGAGUAUGUUAAGGUUGUAGUUCACCUGGGAGAGUGAUGUAGGAGUUGCUGAAAAGAUCUUAGGAUUUGAGUAACCUUUGACUUAUUUAAGGAGUAUUCAUAUAUGUAAGUUUGUGUGCACACAGUCUUUUUCUUCCAAAAAUACCUAUUUUUUCAAAGCUUGGAAGAGCACUCUGCUUAUUAUAUUACCAGGUGUGCAAUGUAGUUCCUCUAGCUCACUUUAUUGAACUUAAAUACUCCUCGGUGCUCUCAUGAACUAAGAUGAGCUUGCCUCCAGAUUCCUAGAGUUUUUGGAAGGGUCUAAAUAAAAAAUAGAUUGUAUUUAGAUUGACAGAUUGAUUAUUUGUCAGCAGGAAUUUUUCAGUAUUGUGAUUUGAAAGGUAAAUUCUUUAGCAUAAACACAGAAAAAAAAAGAAAAUUACAAUUGUGUUCAUCUGGUGACUUGUGGUGCUGGAAUCUGCUAAUAAGGACAGUAAAAAUGGCUAUCAGUUUCAGCAUGAUGGAAAUCCAUAGCCAGUCUAAACUAUUGGAAAAAAAAAAUAAACCAGCAACAACAACAACCCCCAACCCAACAACCCAAACAGAAAAUACCAAAAAACUCCACAAAAUAACCUCCCAUCCCCCCAACAAAACCCUCGACUAUCCUAACUUACAUAAAUCCAGGUUUAGUAUAUUAAGUUGGUUUCUCCUAAAAAAUUAGUCACCUACAUACUGCUGUCUCAUCAGAGCAGCUGGGUAAGAAUUUACUUUUCAGAUUGACUGUAGGAGCGAAAGGAGCAUUUUAAGCAGCUGUGUUCUAAAUAGACUUUGACAUCUUAAAAUCUUUAUCAAAAGAAAUGUAACCCUUUGCUUCUCAGAUGAAUAUUAAAAGCUGCCUGUUUGCUAAGUAACCUUCCCUUCAAGGGUACGUAUUAUUGCUUCAGUUUUCAUUCACUAAAUACUUGUAAUGGAUUGUUGCAUUGUAUUAAGUGCUUUUCCUUUUCCAUGUUCUUCUUUAUUUAUUAAUAGACUAAUACCUCAUAUAUGGUCUUUAUAAAAAGCCAGUAAUUUGUGCAACAUUAUCGGAAUGUGCAAUAUUCUUACAGUAGGAAAAGUGCUGGAGUAUGUUUGUUAUUUCCACCUUUUUUCUAUGUAAGUAGAGAUUUUUAGUUUCUUCUGUGUAGUUAAUAUAUGAUUCAACCAAAAGUUGUAAUUCAUGUAGAUCUCUGCAUUGUUUAAUAUUGUUCAGCAGUCCUGUGCAUGAAGCAAGUUAUCUGCCUGAUUCUUACCAUGUGGGCGUCCAAGUGAACAAAUUAACUUAAAGGUCUGAAUUACUUUCACAAUUAUAAUGUUUGGGUUUUUAUUUAAUUUUUUUUUUAGAAGGUGUUUCUGUACGCAUUUGCAGAGGUUUGUUCACACUGAAAAGACUUUGGAAAGAUGUGGCCUUUAGUAUUAGAUGUAAGAGUAUUAGUGAAUGUUGUUUAGGGGUGAUGACUGUGGGAACUUUGAGGUGGGAAGCAACUGCAGAAGCAGGAUGCAAAGUUAAUAAGUUGAAAUAAUGCUUUCUUGGUCUAGUGAAUAAGCAGAAUAAGUAGUUCUUAAGUGUGGGAAAAAGAAUACUUAAAAUUCCUACUAGAAUCAAAACAUUUAUCCAAAGGUAAUUUCUUUAGUUAAGAAUUUGGCUCUAUUCCCUAAUCCUAAAUUAGAGGACUGAAAGCUAAAACUAGCAUUUUAAGUUGUAAGAAACAGCCACCUCCAAAAUUAGUCUGUUUUAAAUGACUAUAUGAGUUUGCUGUCUUGUGGGCUAAGCUUUUGAGUGAAAAUCAAGGGUCCUUGGCUGCUUCUAGGUUAGUGUUCUCUCUAAACCUUACUAGUACAAAGUGAACUUGUUGUUCUGUACACUUUAAAGUCAAAGUAUGAAGCUGAUAAAAUGAUAGGGCUGCUAGUUUUCUAGCUGAUACUACCUUAAAAGGACUCCUGACUAGUCUAUUUUUAUCUUCUUGCAAAUAAAACAUCCAACUAAUACUUCCUGUUAUUCCUAUGGCUUCUCCAAGUGACCUUUCUGCUUGAUUUGGGUGUUGAUUCAAAAGAGAGGUCAUCACUAGUAUUGCAGAGGCUAGUCUAUGGCUAUCCAUAUGGCUUUCUAUGAUGAGUAGUAUACUUUGAAUAGACUUCAGCUGAAGAAAUUCUGUCAGGUUUUCCUUAGCCAGCAUUCUGCAGUUCCAUGGCUAUCAGAACACAAGCCUGCAAAACACGUUGUGCUUCUGACUUCAGAGCUCUUGCACAUUCUUUUCCUAUUUAUAGUGUUUGCUUCAUGGCAGGCUCUCCAGUGGAAAUCCUGAUAUAACCUCAUGACAUCCCUGACUUCAAGAGUUUCUUAAGUGCCAUCAUUCAUCUCCAUACCUUGUGAAAUAGACCCAGCAAAACCUAGGUGGUGAAAAAUACAGUUCUUAAUUUUUGAAAGACAUUUAUGCAUAUGUAACUCCAAAUGGUUGAGUUUAUAAAUCACUGAAAACAAUGUUUGUUUUUUUUUUUUUCGUUAUGCUUUUGAAACAGUAUCUAGUGGAGAUGAAAGUACUGUAAACUUAA